AUGCCAGAACUAGAAAGAUAUCCCGUCGCAAUCAUCGGGGGAGGACCUGUCGGUCUAGUAUCAUCAAUCCUUCUCUCUCAGCAAAAGAUCCCACAUGUCUUGUUCGAGCGUUAUCCCUCGACUUCAAUCCAUCCGAAAGCAUGUGGCAUGAACAUGCGCACCGUUGAGAUAUUCCGCCAAAUUGGAAUCGAAAGGGAGGUGCUGGAGCAACGAGCCCCGCAGAAUACAGUCAGUCGCACUACCUGGCGUACAACUCUUGGGCCAACCAGCCGAGAAAUCAUCGGACGUGAUGCAUGGGGAGGAGGAGCCUACCAGGAAGAAUGUAAGGGGUCAAGCCCAUGCCCAUACGUUAUUAUACCCCAGAUCAGAUUGGAGCCAAUCCUUCAGAGAAGAGCCAUUGAGCUCAAUCCCCAGGGCAUCAGAUACGGAGUGGAAGUCACAGAUACCGAAGAGGAUGGUGAUCGUGUGAUCCUAACCACCCGCGACACCAACGGGUCUGGUAUUUGCCGGUUUGAAGCUCGUUAUGUCAUCGGAGCUGAUGGGGAUCGUGGUCUCACUGACGAACUCGGCAUUAAGUGGGAAGGAGAAAGAGAUAUUCUCGAUAUGGUCUCUGCCCAUUUCAAAGCACCUUUGAGUGCCCACCAUCCCGAUCCCAGGAAUUUCAUUACCUGGUUCAUCGAUCCUUUGAAAGGCGGCAGUAUCCGAACAGGAUAUCUUUAUCACCUCGGUCCCUACCCAGUAACUACAGAGACGGAAGAAUGGCUCUUCGCUUGCGCUGUUAAUCCAGAGAAUGUCCAGGACUUCAAGACCGAGGAUAUGGUUGAGCGGAUCCAUGGUACUCUUCAGAUCCCCGAUUUGGAUAUUAACCUCAUAAGUCUGUCUCAUUGGCGCGUCGACAGUAUCGUCGCAGAGAAAUAUAGGAGCGAAAAAGGUCGUAUCUUUCUCGUUGGUGAUGCCGCGCACCGCAUUCCACCUUGGGGAGCUCUAGGGCUGAACACCGGAAUCCAAGACGCACACAAUUUGGUUUGGAAACUCGGUCUAGCAAUCCGCAGCGAUAAACUGGGUCGUUAUAAUGCUCUACUUGAUACAUAUGAGACGGAACGUCAUCCCAUCGGGCUCCGAGUUGCACAAACCAGUCUGCACAACCUUCAAUCCCAUGCCCUAAUUAUGGACCGUGCGCUAGGGAUCUCACCCCAGAACAACACAGAGUCAAACGUGAAAGCCAUGGAAGAAUACUUCAUACCACACUCAACAGAAGGCAAAUCAAGACGACAAGCUGUCCAGAAUGCCCAAAAUAUUCUAGACAUCGAGUUCCACGCACUCGGCGCUGAGAUUGGAUGGUUUUACCCCAACAUCGAUCCAGAAACCCCAAUCACCUCCUCGAACCACGGCGGGCAGCUUCUCCCCAAUGGUGAAUUGAACUGCCUGCAAUAUCAUCCCUCACUAUUACCUGGGCAUCACCUACCACACAUAUGGCUAGAAAAGAACGGAGUGGUCCGAUCAACACGGGAUCUGAUCCCAUGCGACACAUUACUAUUUCUUAUAUCAGGUCCAUACGGAGAAGCGACUUAUGACGGAGUCGCCCGAGUCGAGCGUAUCGGGGACUCGGGCUGGAGGGAUGCCGACGGCAUGUGGGCCAAUUUGAAAGGGCAUUUAGCCGGCAUUCUUGUGCGGCCCGAUGGGAUCAUUGCUUGGAAAGCCGACCACCAUAGCAUGUUGGAUAUGACUGGAAAAGGGCUGGCUGUGGUUAUAGAGCGUCUCACGUCCGGAAGGAGAUAG
Penicillium canescens is the source of this 1779-nucleotide messenger RNA. RefSeq lists its product as uncharacterized. Gene Ontology annotation, molecular function: FAD binding. The coding region runs from base 1 to 1779 and encodes 592 amino acids. The record is from RefSeq and is a predicted model, not a curated record. The transcript has a single exon. Lineage: Eukaryota; Fungi; Ascomycota; Eurotiomycetes; Eurotiales; Aspergillaceae.